Messenger RNA from Aspergillus sclerotioniger CBS 115572, 720 nucleotides. RefSeq lists its product as uncharacterized. The record is from RefSeq and is a predicted model, not a curated record. Bases 136 to 381 code for a protein of 81 amino acids. The transcript has a single exon. NCBI's taxonomy places the organism in Eukaryota, Fungi, Ascomycota, Eurotiomycetes, Eurotiales, Aspergillaceae.
GUGUGGCAUUAUCAUCAAUUGGCUUAUUCCCACAGAAUUCCAGCCAGCCCCGGGGGUCCUCAUAACGCCACGGAUUGGUGGUACGACCCCACCCCACACAUACACCCACGCACAACCAACCUCGCAUUGAGGGGCAUGGAUGGGCCAAUCCCGGAGGAAAUCGCUGAGCAACGUGAUUCCUGUUUGGGCCUGGCGCCUGGCACGCCGUGCUCACGAGGUGCAAUGCUUUUCUUUAUCUGGUGGACAUGGACAUGGACCGCCGAGAAGCUUGUUAGCGGCAGUGGAGAUGGUCUUGCAAGACCUUGGCGCGAAUGGGGGAAUAUCGUUGGAUUUGUUGGAUUUGUUGGAGUUGUUCUGUUCUCCUUCGCUUUACCCUGUUAGGCAAGUCCCCUCUGGCCUGCAGGUACUGUUCAUACUUCAUAGGUAGUAGUAUAUAAGUUAUUACUAGCUAUGCCUAUAGGUAGUCUACUAGAGACUAAAAUUGAUCUGUGGCCUAGCUCUUAGGUGUCCUUCAGAGUGGCGUCGGGGUUAGUUCAUUGCUCCUUGACUAUGUUCUAGAAUGGCAUAGACACCGUUGCAGACUUGCAGGGGGGGUUGCGUGGAUCGGAUGUUGUCGUGCUACCUACUACCACUUGGUCCGGCUCAGCAGAAGGGGACUACGUCAGCACAUGAAAGAAGCCAUACAGAAGGUUCCAUGGAGUGGCACGGCAGACGAAGACU